AAGUAAGUCCAAAGUGGAACAACACAUACACACUUUUCUUAUAAAUAUGGGAAGCUUUGUGGUUGCCAAACUCAAAGCACAUUGGGGCUUAUCUCUCUCUAAGUAAUACACACAAAAAUAACUCACAUAUAGAGAGAGAUAUGGCUGGAGAUAUGCAAGGAGUGAGAGUAGUAGAAAAAUAUUCACCGGUCAUAGUGAUGGUGAUGUCAAAUGUAGCGAUGGGUUCGGUGAAUGCACUUGUGAAGAAAGCUCUUGAUGUUGGUGUGAACCAUAUGGUCAUUGGUGCUUAUCGAAUGGCUAUUUCCGCUUUAAUUUUGGUUCCCUUUGCCUAUGUCUUGGAAAGGAAAACAAGACCACAAAUAACGUUUAGGCUAAUGGUCGAUCAUUUCGUCAGUGGCCUUCUCGGGGCGAGUUUGAUGCAGUUUUUCUUUUUGCUUGGUCUGUCGUACACGUCAGCAACUGUUUCGUGUGCUUUGGUAAGCAUGUUGCCUGCAAUCACCUUCGCUUUGGCCCUUAUUUUCAGGACUGAAAAUGUGAAGAUUCUAAAGACCAAAGCAGGAAUGUUGAAGGUGAUUGGAACUUUGAUCUGUAUAAGUGGAGCUUUGUUCUUAACAUUUUACAAAGGCCCACAAAUAUCAAACUCUCACUCUCACUCUCACGGUGGGGCUUCCCACAACAACAACGAUCAAGACAAGGCCAAUAAUUGGCUUCUUGGAUGUCUUUAUUUAACCAUAGGAACAGUGUUGCUAUCUCUAUGGAUGUUGUUUCAAGGGACUUUAAGUAUUAAGUACCCUUGCAAAUACUCGAGCACUUGUCUUAUGUCAAUUUUCGCGGCAUUUCAAUGUGCUCUCUUGAGCCUUUACAAGAGCAGAGACGUUAAUGAUUGGAUCAUAGAUGAUAGAUUCGUUAUCACCGUCAUCAUAUACGCUGGAGUGGUAGGACAAGCAAUGACGACGGUUGCAACAACAUGGGGGAUUAAAAAAUUAGGAGCUGUGUUCGCAUCGGCGUUUUUCCCACUUACUCUCAUUUCGGCUACUCUAUUUGAUUUCCUCAUUUUACACACUCCUUUAUACCUUGGAAGUGUGAUUGGAUCACUAGUGACCAUAACGGGUCUCUACAUGUUCUUGUGGGGGAAGAACAAAGAAACGGAAUCAUCAACUGCAUUGUCUUCAGGAAUGGAUAACGAAGCUCAAUAUACUACUCCUAAUAAGGAUAACGACUCUAAGUCGCCCGUUUAAUUUAAUUAUAUUGUUGUUAAUGUAUGUUUCAAAUAACUGUUAUGUCCUAGUUAAUGUUUAAGGAGAGGUAAUGAGAGAUAAAAUUUUAUAAUUCCAAACAUCAACGUAGAGAUUUGUGAAAUAUUUAAAUCCGGUUUGUUUGGUUAUUUUGGAAUAAUUUCGGUUAUUUCAAUUAGAUUCGGGUAGUUCAGUUCUUCGGUUAGUAACAAAAACUGGUCUAUUGUUUUUUGGUUAACCUAGAACCGAACCGAACUAACCAAAGUUCUCGGUAACCUUUUGUAGUGGCUUCCUGACCGAUGAGGCCGUCAACUUCAAAAAAUAUUGCAACUAAGCUCUGCUCCAACAUUAGAGUAUCUAUAACUAUGUUAAACGCUUCUGCUUUAAGCAAAACACAGUUGUAAGCUGGAAUCUAAAAAAAUGAGUGUAAUGAUGUUUGCUGAAUUCCAUAAAUAAA
This is a messenger RNA of Arabidopsis thaliana (thale cress), 1692 nucleotides long. RefSeq names its product nodulin MtN21 /EamA-like transporter family protein (gene UMAMIT28). Gene Ontology annotation, molecular function: transmembrane transporter activity. The coding region runs from base 141 to 1238 and encodes 365 amino acids. Gene Ontology annotation, cellular component: membrane. Gene Ontology annotation, biological process: L-glutamine transport; transmembrane transport. The transcript is spliced from 6 exons. NCBI's taxonomy places the organism in Eukaryota, Viridiplantae, Streptophyta, Magnoliopsida, Brassicales, Brassicaceae. The record is from RefSeq and is marked reviewed.